Messenger RNA from Phoenix dactylifera (date palm), 1346 nucleotides. Its product is annotated as protein neprosin-like. The record is from RefSeq and is a predicted model, not a curated record. Lineage: Eukaryota; Viridiplantae; Streptophyta; Magnoliopsida; Arecales; Arecaceae.
GAUGGUGUAUGUUUUUAUUUUCAUUGAAAGGGUUUGAAAGAAAGGGCUAUGGAGGUGCACAAUAGUAUGAGCCAUGGCCUGGUCGCGCUAUUGCUGGUGAUGAUUUGCUUAUCUUGCAUCAUGGCUAGAGUGUGGGCUACAAUCGAGCAGUUCGAGGUGCAGCAACACCUGAUUCGAUUGGAUAAACCUGUCAAAAGCAUCAAGAGCCCGGAUGGGGAUAUCAUAGACUGUGUCCAUAUCUCUCAUCAGCCAGCCUUCGAUCAUCCUUCGCUCAAAAACCAUACUAUCCAGAUGAGACCAAGUUUCCACCCAUUAGGCUUAUAUGAUGAGAAGAGGGUGGCAUCAAAGAUGGAAACUAGCUCCAUACCUCAACUUUGGCAUCAAAAUGGGAGGUGCCCAGAGGACACCAUCCCUAUUAGGAGGACUAAGAAGGGCGAUGUGCCGAGGGCUAGCUUUAUCGAAAGAUUUGGAAAGAACAUGCGUAGGACAAUCCCAAAUGCAACUUCUAUAGAAUCCAACAGGAAUAAUAAUAGGCAUGAGCAUGCAAUUGUUUAUGUAAGGGGAGGUAAGUACUAUGGAGCAAAGGCAACCAUAAAUGUGUGGAACCCGAAGCUGGAACACGAAGAUGAGUUCAGUCUGUCUCAACUUUGGAUUCUUGGGGGUCCUACAGAGGUUCUCAAUACCAUCGAAGCUGGCUGGCAUGUUGAUCCAUUUCUGUAUGGAGAUCAUAGAACAAGACUAUUUACUUUCUGGACGGGUGACGGUUAUAAAUCAGUAGGCUGCUACAACCUACAAUGCUCUGGGUUCGUUCAAGUCAACAAGGAGGUAGCAUUGGGAGCCACCAUUUACCCCAUUUCUAGCUAUGGUGGACGCCAAUAUGAAAUCACUUUGUCUCUCUGGAAGGAUCCAAAAACGGGGAAUUGGUGGCUGCAGUAUGGGAAUCAAUCUCCAGUGGGGUACUGGCCUUCUUCCUUACUCCCUCAUCUGUCCGAUAGUGCCUCAGCGAUACAAUGGGGAGGGGAGGUUGUGAACUUAAAUUCAAAUGGUCAGCACACCUCCACGAAGAUGGGCAGUGGCCAUUUCCCAGAAGAAGGUUUUGGCAAGGCGAGCUUCUUCAAAAACAUACGAAUAGUUGAUAAGUCCAACUAUCUCCAAGCUCCUCGAGGGAUUCGCACUUUCGCUACACGAUCCAAUUGCUAUAAUGUGCACCCUAAGAACAAUGGUUACAUCUACUAUGGGGGUCCUGGUAGAAAUCCUAAAUGUACGUAGAAGGGCGUAGCUUUUUGUAUCUCCAUCUUGUUGGGCAAAGCCAAUAAUGAAAAAAAUAAUUGCGAACAAUCGGUGGA